Molecule: messenger RNA, 2823 nt
Organism: Abrus precatorius (Indian licorice)
Lineage: Eukaryota; Viridiplantae; Streptophyta; Magnoliopsida; Fabales; Fabaceae
Product: protein NETWORKED 2A-like
Exons: 2
Coding region: 1-2823 (940 amino acids)
Molecular function (GO): actin binding
Source: RefSeq, a predicted model, not a curated record
AUGGAGGAGAAGGUGAAUGAGACCCUCCAAAUCCUGCGUGAUGAAGGAGACUCAUUUGCUCAGAGGGCAGAAAUGUACUACAAGAAGAGGCCAGAGUUAGUAAGCUUUGCGGAAGAAACCUUUAGAGCAUACAGAUCCUUAGCAGAGAGAUAUGAUCAUUUGUCAAGGGAACUCCAAAGUGCCAACCGCACUAUUGCUAGUGUCUUCCCAGAUCAAGUUCCAUGCCAAAUUGAAGAAUAUGAUGAAGAAGAAAGUGAGUCAGGAACUAAUUCAUCAUUUCAAGACCCCAACAAUCAAACACAUAAUAAAGCAACCAUUCCGAAAGUGCCCAAGACUCCAAAGAAGGAUUUUAGAAGCCAUUCCAUGUUGCUAUCUAGAAAGAGUCAACUUAGGAGGACUACUAGUUCAGCAAAAUAUAUUCCAACUACUCCAACUUCAGGCCUUACAAAAGCUGAAGCAUUAUCAGAAAUUGACAAGCUUCAGAAAGACAUUUUGGCACUACAAACUGAGAAAGAGUUUGUGAGAAGUUUGUAUGAACGUUCCUAUGAGAAGUACUGGGAAAUUGAGGACCAGAUCACAGCAAUGCAGAAAAAGGUUUGCACCUUGCAAGAUGAGUUUGGUGUUGGUACAGUGAUAGAAGAUAAUGAUGCUAGAGCUUUGAUGGCAGCCACAGCUCUAAAAUCAUGCCAAGAGACCCUUGCUAAGUUGCAAAAGAUACAAGCACAAUCAUCUAAAGAAGCUAAAGUGGAGUAUGAAAGGGUUAAGGAAGCUCAUGAGAUGUUUGAGACCCUUAGAGACCAAUUCAUUUCUAAAUACACAAGUCAACAAGACCAAUAUGAUGGGGACAAGUGUAAGAGUGUAGUGACAGAACACAAAUGCAUUGACGAAGAUAUGGUUUGCAUGGAACAAGAGGAGCAUGAUGUGGUACAGUUGAGAGAGAAAAUUAAGAAAAAGUUGGAGGAAGAUUCAGGUAACUCACUCACUGUGACUGAAAUGGCUGAGUGCAUUGAUGAGCUUGUAAAUAAGGUUGUUACCUUGGAAACUGCUGUUUCAUCUCAGACUGGUUUGGUAAAGAGACUAAGAUCAGAAACAGAUGAACUUCAGACAAAUAUGAAGAAGUUGGAAGAGGACAAGGAAAUGCUCAUAGAAGGUUCGGAAGUUACCAAUAAGAAGCUAAAAGACUUGGAGGAGGAGUUGCAGAGAGUUAAACUGCUAAACAGAAGUGUCAAAACUCAAGACAACAGCCUCCAAACACACUUCACUGAAGCUAGUUGUAACAUUGAGCACCUUUCUGGAAAAUUGAAUGACAUGAAGCUAGAUGUGGAAGAUGAGAACUUAGUACUUUACAAGAAGAAGAAAGGGAACAAGUCAGAAAAACAUGGUGAUGAAUUGUCUGUUGAUAACUCAGAAGUCAUGAAGGGUGUUAAGACAAUAAGGGAAGAUGAUGAUGCUAACAAGAAGUCCAGUUUGAGAACUAUUACUUUUAUGAAUGAGGGGAUUCAAAAGCUGGUUCAUCAGGAUAAGGAUGAUUUGUCUGACACAGUGAGCAAUGUUGACAUCGAAUCACAGGAUUUAGACCAUGGUGAGGAAGAACAACCUAACUGGAGGCAGAUGUUUAUAAGUGGAUUAGAUGACAGAGAAAAGAUUCUGUUGGAGGAAUACACAUCAGUUUUAAGGAACUAUAAGGAUGUCAGGGUGAAGCUCAACGAUGUUGAAAAGAAAAAUCGGGACAGCAUUUUUGAGUUGACACUUCAGCUAAGGGAGGUGAAGAAUGCUCUUGCCACAAGGGAUAAAGAGAUACAGUUUUUACACCAUAAGAUGAACUGUCCAGACACAAACCCUGAUGAAAGUCCCUACACUAUGACAACAGAAUACAAAUACACACCCCGCGAAGCGCUUCUCGUUCAGGACUCAGACAAUUCACCUUUGAAUUUAGACGGCAAUGCAGCCAGAACUCCUUUUGCAGAACAAGGUGACACAGGAAAUAUUCCCUUAUCACCUGUGAACAUAACACUAGAAAAGCUCAUGGAAAAUCAAGAUAACAAGCGCCAAGACCUCUCAAACUUGGAGAAGAAAUUCCGCUCAGACAUUGAUGACUUGCUAGAGGAGAAUCUAGAGUUCUGGUUGAGGUUCAGCACCUCAGUUCAUCAGAUUCAAAAGUUCCAAAACUCCAUUCAGGACUUAAAAGCUGAACUAAGAAGCAUAAGGGAACACAACAACAAAAGGGGUGAAGGGCAUUCACAUUCUAGACACCAACCUAUACAAUCUCAACUUAGGCCAAUAUUUAGACACCUGAGAGAAAUAAGAACUGAGUUAUCACUUUGGCUUGAGCACAAUGCAGUUUUGCAAGAUGAAUUGCAUGGAAGGUAUUCAUCAUUGUGUAACAUUCAAGAUGAGAUAGCAAGGACUGCGAGUGCAGAUUCUGGUGCUGAUAAGGGAGAGCUAAUCAGUAAGUAUAGAGCUGCCAAGUUCCAGGGAGAGAUUCUCAAUAUGAAACAGGAGAAUAGCAAGAUUGCAAGUGAGUUGCAAGCUGGCCUUAGCCUUGUGAAGGGAUUGAAAAAUGAUGUUGAAAAGACACUCGAUGAGCUAAAUGAAGCUAUUGAGAUUAACGGUAAUAAUAAUAAUAAUAAUAAUAACAGUAGUAGUAGUAGUAAUGGUCGCGUGAAACACUCAUCAAGUCGUGUUCGAAUACCCUUGAGGUCUUUCUUGUUUGGAGUCAAGUUGAAGAAGCAACGACACCAAUCUCCUUCACUAUUUGCAUGUGUCAACCCCGCACUGCACAAACAAUACAGUGUUCAUGAUCAUGCACCCGCCCCAAUAUAG